Molecule: messenger RNA, 495 nt
Organism: Arachis duranensis
Lineage: Eukaryota; Viridiplantae; Streptophyta; Magnoliopsida; Fabales; Fabaceae
Exons: 2
Coding region: 1-495 (164 amino acids)
Source: RefSeq, a predicted model, not a curated record
AUGAUGAACAAUCAAGAUCCAUCAUCAAUGGUGAAUCUAGAGUCCAAUAACAAUGACUCGAAUUCCACCUUCUUAAAUUCUGAUUUUCACAAUUUUAUGAGAUUCAUCUCCCAAUUUUUCGGUAUACAAUUUCACUCAAGUGACAAGUUUGUUCAUGAUUCUUCUAGUCCCUUCUUACACUCAGAUGAAAAUCCUGAAACUUCAAUCGUAACGAUUACUCUUACACCUCACAAUUAUCAUGCAUGGUCACGAGUGAUGUCUCUGGCUUUCAAAGGGAAGAACAAAUUGGACUUCGUUGAUGGCAGCUUCCCCAAACCCCCAUUCUCUGAUAGCGUGAUAUGGAAUGACAAUGUGGCUGAUAUAUGGAAAGAUUUGCGACAUCACUACUACCAAGGUGAUGUGUUCAAAGUGGCCGAACUAGAAGAAGAAUUGUACUCCCUCAAACGAGAUGAACUUAGUAUCACAUUCUAUUUUACUAAAUUGAAGGCUAUAUGA